Messenger RNA from Desarmillaria tabescens, 2045 nucleotides. RefSeq lists its product as uncharacterized. Gene Ontology annotation, molecular function: protein kinase activity; ATP binding. The coding region runs from base 59 to 1753 and encodes 564 amino acids. Lineage: Eukaryota; Fungi; Basidiomycota; Agaricomycetes; Agaricales; Physalacriaceae. Gene Ontology annotation, biological process: protein phosphorylation. The transcript is spliced from 5 exons. The record is from RefSeq and is a predicted model, not a curated record.
GUAUGACUCGCAUGCCAUAUAACAGAUACAACAGCACCCCUCAGGCCUAUCUCAAACCAUGGAUACCCCAUGUCCCGCAAACAUUCAAGAAUUUCUGACAUUCCUUCCUGCCAGACCUGAGCUGCGCCUAAAUGCGACUUCCGAAACUGAGGUUUACACCGCCCUAGAUAUCGCCCCUCCAGAGGACCGUCCCAUCUACUGCAGGCUAUACCCUGAGCUGAUCCCAAAACUGAGGAGUUUCCUCGGUGGAUUGGUCCAUGACCAAGGUGUUGGCGGUGUGUCUUGCCGGUCGAUGCAGCGGGACUUGCAGCGUAUGAGGAGGAUGUCUUUCCGGACUGACUCGGGAGCUGAAGUGAGCUUGUAUGGCAGCCUCGCCAUCUCAGCGGUAGAGCCUGUCGUUCAGACCAUCGCUGAGGUUGCUGGGUUCACAGGUUGUAUCAGUGUGAUGUACGAACCUGUGUGUUCCCAGCGAGGUAACUUUGACAUUGCCGUGGAACAAGAAUGGCUUGAUGACGGACUCGUUCGGCGGGAGCGCGUACUGGUUUGUUCUGACGAGGAUAAGGCUUAUUUGGUAUUGCUUGAGAAGGCGGAGGAUUUGAGUCGGCCACUCAGACUUGAUGUGACCAAGAAGCAAACUGGUGCCAAGGCCAUGGCUGUGAAACUUGCACUACAUAUGGUUGCAGCAAAAGCAGAGUAUGGAUUUUUCUUUGCUGGUUAUAUUGCAAUUGCAGCGCAGCUGGUACGCUCUCCCAAUCCGUCUCGUCCGGGAAGAAUUCUACUCCUUUCACCUGUUUUUAAACUUCAAAGUGAAACUCUUCCGUAUCCAAACCCGCUCACGCAGUUCCAGGCUAAGAUACCCGCCGAGCCGUUCCUUGCGAUACUGGUUGCUAUGCUAUGCGUCAACCUACUUUCAACCGGUCAUACCGUCGAGAGUCCGCCUGAUCUCUUGUUGGAGGCGAUGCCCGACGAAGACGACGAAAGUAACAGCAAAGAAUAUACUGAUGUCUGGGAAGAAGCCGGUCAGGGUAGUAUCCCGAGUUUGAGUUUACGAGUAGCAACCAAUGCUAUGAUAUUGCAGCAUCCGUGCUUGCGCUCUGACGACAUACAUCGUAUCUAUGCCGAUCGCGAUACUCUCUUAGAUGGCCAAAGUAUCCUAGCUGCCCGUACUAAAGACUCUAGUCUACCUCCGAGUCAGCAAUCAUUUAUGCAUCUUUGUCGUUGUGCCCCUCGGAUCCCAUCAAUCGAUGUCGACGCGGUGACUCUUGUAGAACGAGUUGGGGCGAAUCGAUGGAGCAGUGUAUGGAGGUGCCGUGUCAACGACGAAGAGAAACUGCAUAUCAUGAAGUUUGUGUCGGAGGUCCACUCAAACAUGGUUCUGCGUGAGCUUUAUAUGUACGAGGUGGCCCUCAAGGACUGUUCCCUCGUCCCCAUGUGCUAUGGGAUAUUUCAAAGGCCUGUCGGCGGAUGGUUUGGAUUCUUGCUCGAGGAUGUGGGGGACAACCUAGAGGAAAUCUAUGGUAUGAGCUGGGGUGAUGUAAAGAGGGGUGUGAGUGCGAUGCAAUGGAAAAGGUUGAUUGAUUCGGUGGAGAAGUUACACUGUUUGAGUGUUCGGCAUGGUGACCUUGAGCCGCGGAACGUGGCGCUGACCACAGAAGGGUUCAAGUUUUUUGAUUUUGGACGGUCAGAAAUGCAUUGUUGCCAGCGGGAUGAGUGGGGAGUUGCAAGAUCUAUUAGACGCGUAAUGAAAACAUAGAUAUUACCUACUCGCACGGCCAAUGCCCCUUGGCUGGAGGCGGCGUACUUGCGGAAAAGGUAUCGAGCAAGAGAAAGUGAGUGCCUCUUUUCGUAUAGAAACUAGCAGCACCAAAAGUUUGAGUUCCUUCGAUGACUCUCACGUAUAUCUUCAGUAGACAAGCUUCAAAAACGAAAAGUUAUGUGUGUUAAGAGCCAGCAACAGGAAACUACGGAUCGUAAUAGACGCUUGCUUUACCGGUGAAAAGCGUCUGCAUUAUCCCUAAGGAACUCGAUCUGUUCCUUCCGAUAGU